GCUCCGUCGCCGGCUGCCGCCAUUGCUAUUUAUCUGAACUUCUCGUAUCUUCUCUCUCUACCUAAGUAGUUAUGGCGGAAAAGCUUAUGCAUGCGGUUCAGUGCGAUUCUUAUGGAGGAGGUGCUGCUGGUCUGAAGCAUGUUGAAGUUCCUAUUCCUAAGCCAAGUAAAGGUGAGCUUCUGUUAAAAGUUGAGGCUACUAGCCUAAAUCCGGUCGAUUGGAAAAUACAGAAAGGCAUGUUGCGCCCUCUUUUCCCCAUCAAAUUCCCUUGGAUACCAGCUACUGAUGUAGCAGGAGAGGUGUUAGAUGUUGGACCUGGAGUAAAAAAAUUCAAAGUUGGUGAUAAAGUUGUGUCCAUGCUAGACAUUUUUAAAGGUGGAGGACUAUCGGAGUACGCCGUGAGUAGCGAAAAACUGACUGUUUGUAGACCGCCAGAGGUAUCCGCAGCUGAAGGUGCUGGGCUGCCUGUGGCUGGCCUUACAGCUCUCCAAGCCCUCACUUAUCACGCCGGUAUUACCCUCGAGAAAACCACCACCUCCACCACCAACAUCCUCAUCACCGCCGCUUCCGGUGGUGUAGGCCAAUUCGCAGUCCAGCUGGCAAAGCUAGGCAACGUCCACGUCACUGCCACUUGUGGGGCCCGCAACAUAGACCUCGUUAAAAGCCUAGGUGCGGACGAGGUUCUCGACUACAAAUCCCCCGAAGGAGCAGCACUGAAAAGCCCGUCAGAUAAGAAAUACGACGUGGUGAUCCAUUGUGCAACGCCUAUUCCGUGGUCUACUUUCGAGCCCAAUCUUAGCUCGAAAGGGAAGGUCGUAGAUAUAGCUCCUGGGGCUACCGCAUUCUGGACGGCUAUUGUGAAGAAACUCAGCUGCUCGAAAAAACAGCUGGUGCCGAUUCUUUUGUUCCCGAAAGCUAAAAACCUGGAUUAUCUGGUUGGGUUGGUGAAAGAAGGGAAACUUAAAACCGUAAUCGACUCGAAAAAUCCUUUAAACAAAGCAGAAGAGGCUUGGGCCAAGAGCAUUGAUGGGCAUGCUACCGGUAAAAUUAUCGUUGAACCAUAGUUGAAUGGUUGGACUUAUAAGUCUUUUAUAUA
Cynara cardunculus var. scolymus (artichoke) is the source of this 1096-nucleotide messenger RNA. Its product is annotated as chloroplast envelope quinone oxidoreductase homolog. The transcript has 4 exons. Gene Ontology annotation, molecular function: oxidoreductase activity. Lineage: Eukaryota; Viridiplantae; Streptophyta; Magnoliopsida; Asterales; Asteraceae. The coding region runs from base 72 to 1064 and encodes 330 amino acids. The record is from RefSeq and is a predicted model, not a curated record.